AAAAAAAAAAAUUGUAGUAAGCAAAAAAUAUUGCUCAAGAGUUAUUAACAAAGAAGAUGUUUAGCAACACGGAAUCGGAAUACUUUAUUCCGGUGAAGAAAGAAGCUUCACCGGUGAUGACGACGUCAACGAUGAGAGCUCGACCAGUGAAAUCUCCACAUAACUUUGAGGCCAUUCUCAAAAACGCAGAUCCUCCGAUCUCUGUAUCCUCUGUUAAUCUCUUUCAACAGUUACGGUCUGGUGUUUUCUUAAAGCCCACGAAACAGAUCAAAUAUUGGGUGGACGAGAGAAACAACAACUGCUUCAUGCUCUUUGCAAGGAACCUCACGAUCACUUGGUCUGAUGACCUCAACUAUUGGACUUGGUUUACCGACAGAGAAUCACCAAACGAGACAGUUGUGGAAGCUGCGGAACUGAAAAACGUGUGUUGGCUCGACAUCAUGGGAAAAUUCGACACGAGGAACCUCACUCCGGGGAUUGCGUACGAGGUGGUCUUUAAGGUGAAGCUAGAGGAUCCUGCUUAUGGAUGGGACACGCCGGUAAACCUAAAGCUAGUAUUGCCUUCCGGUAAGGAGAAACCACAGGAGAAAAAGGUGAGUUUAAGGGAACUCCCACGGUAUAAAUGGGUCGAUAUCAGAGUCGGAGAAUUUGUACCGGAGAAAUCUACCGCCGGAGAGAUCAUUUUCUCAAUGUAUGAGCAUGUGGCUGGCGUUUGGAAGAAAGGGCUCUUCUUCAAAGGUGUUACAAUUCGUCCCACACAUUAAUAAUAAGGGUUUAUUUGCAAAAUAAUUAAUAUGGCAAACAAAGAAAACAUAAAUAUCCAUAUGCACCAGUACUAGACCUUGUUCUAUGUAUGUUACACUGCACAUCAUACCAUGUGGGUGUUUUUUGUAUGAUAAGUCACUAGUUUAAAUAACAACUUUGCUAUUGGUGUUGAAUAAAAGCAAAACCUAGAGUUUGUAAUGUUUUACAAGUUUAAAUUCAGGUUUAUGACUUGAGUGUCCGUAAGUAAUAUAUGA
Molecule: messenger RNA, 1019 nt
Organism: Capsella rubella
Lineage: Eukaryota; Viridiplantae; Streptophyta; Magnoliopsida; Brassicales; Brassicaceae
Product: protein PHLOEM PROTEIN 2-LIKE A1
Exons: 3
Coding region: 57-764 (235 amino acids)
Source: RefSeq, a predicted model, not a curated record